Messenger RNA from Stomoxys calcitrans (stable fly), 2805 nucleotides. RefSeq lists its product as uncharacterized. NCBI's taxonomy places the organism in Eukaryota, Metazoa, Arthropoda, Insecta, Diptera, Muscidae. The coding region runs from base 1 to 2805 and encodes 934 amino acids. The transcript has a single exon. The record is from RefSeq and is a predicted model, not a curated record.
AUGGCUAAUAUGGAGAAAUUCGUGGAAGCGCAGAAGAAUUUAGCCGAAAGUAUGGUGAAAAUAAAAAAUAAGUUGAGUGAAGAACGGCUGACCAGAGCAGGGUUCGAUCAAUUGGAGAGAAAUUAUCAUGAUUCAGUCAAGAAAUUGAAGAGUAAUCAUGAAGUGAUGAUGACAAUAGAGCCCAAGAGCGAUGAUUACUUCGUAAAGGAUUUUUACGGAUUAAUGAUGAAUGGGCUGGUGAAGGAGGUUGAGGAGAUGAUAAGGAGUCGGGAGGUAACGGUUCAGGAGAAAAGCAACAAUGGCAGUGGCGCAGAAGGAAGUAAUCUGGGACUGCAGUUGGAGAGGAAAGAAGAGUUUGGGAGCAGGGAGGAAGCAGCAGUUGGAAAAGCGGCAAUGCUACAGGAGAAGCCGUCAAUAAGGAAAUAUUUUUUCCAAAAAAUCGAAAGAAUAGAGAAGAGAUUGGAAAGUGGUGAAGUCGAUGAGAGAGAUAUCGAAGAUAGUUUGCGGCAGUUGAAUGGAUUUUAUGACAAGUUGCUGGCAACGAAUGAAAUAGACGAGGAAGUCUUUGAACAAUACGAGGAGAUGACGGAAAGACUUAGUAUUCGACGGAAAGUCGUUGGAGAGCAAAAAAUGGAGAAAGCAGAGGGAAAAGAAAUCCGCAGCAACAUCAGGUUAAGCGAAGUGAGGAUACCCGAGUUCAGCGGCAAAAUUGAGGACUGGGAGUCAUUCCAUGACUUAUUUAAAAAUUUGGUGCAUAAUUCGCCUCAUUUUUCCGAAGUAGAGAAAUUAUACAGGCUGAAGGCAGCCAUUAAAGGAGACGCAGCUCAACUAAUUCAGCAUUUAAAAAUAACCGACUCCAAUUAUGAAGCUGCCUUUGAAUUAUUGAAGAAAAGGUACGAGAAUAGGAGAUUGAUGUUCACGAAUUUGUGUGAUAAGAUUCUGGACCAACCAGUAAUGAAUAGCGAUUCAGCGGCAAGUAUAAGACGCAUGCUUGACACUACCAAAAACUGUGUAAUGGCGUUGAGGGGCAUGAAUGUGUCUACAAAGGAUGCUGAACCAUUUAUUGCCAGAAUAAUUGUGAGAAAGUUUGAUAAGGAUGGGUUGCGGCUAUAUGAGCAACAAGUAAGGAAGCCGAGAGAAAUUCAAACUUUGGAUGAUGUCUUAGAAUUUUUGCAACAACAAUACCUUGCGUUGGAAGCGGCGGGAGAGCAGGAAGUGAACGUGAAGAGAAUUUAUGGAAACAAAAAUAAUAUAUCAACCAAAUUUUGCUACUUUUGUGAGAAAAGUGGGCACGGGGUGAUAGAAUGCAGGAAGAUGUUGGCAAUGACACCGGCAGAGAGAAAGCCUGCGGUAGCUGCGAAAAAAAUUUGUUUCGUUUGUCUUUUACACAGGACAGACAGAAAAUGCAAUAGUGUUGUGCGCUGCAACAAAUGUGGAGGUAAUCACCAUCAUUAUCUUCACAAUGGUGACCAAAGAAGCGUUAAUCAGCAAGUUAAUCCCACAUCAUCUAUGGUAAUUGAGAGAAAACAACAACAAGUUUUAUUGGCAACAGCAUUGGUAAAAGUACGGGCAGCGACGGGAGAAUUUGAGUUGCUACGGGCAAUGAUAGAUCAAGGGUCACAGAUAACAUCAAUUUCGGAAGAAGCUUCGCAGAUUUUGGGAUUGCCAAGGAUAAAAGAAAAAACGGAAAUACACGGCUUGGGUGGUACUUUGGUUGGUGUGUCGAAGUACAAAGUGGACUUAGUUAUAAAGCCAAGAUUUCUUAGCAAACAUGUAUUCAAUUCACAGGCGAUGGUACUACCUACGAUAAUGAGCCAGCAGCCAGGUAAAUCCUUCGACAUAGAUAUGAAGCAAUGGCGAAACUGUAUGUUGGCUGAUCCAUUCUUCAAUAAAUCCGAUCGCAUUGAUCUAAUAAUCGGUGGAGACAUUUACGCCGACAUAAUGGAAAAAGGGCAGAAGAGAGUAAGCGGUCCGUUCUCACAACAAACGAAACUUGGUUGGAUAGUAUCUGGAGCUCUAUCCAAUGGAAUAAGCAAAGUGGAAAAAGUGCAGGUGGCUGCGACGAACCUUGAACGUUUUUGGGAAGUAGAGGAAGUGGAAGCAGAAGAUCAGUGUACAAAUGAUGACCAGUGGUGCAUGCAGAAUUUUGAAAAAUCGACCGUUAUUCGAGAUGAUGGUCGAUUGAUGGUGUCAUUACCUUUUAAGGCUGAUAUGGAACUAGGCGAAUCCAAACCGCAAGCAAUGGCCAGGUUUUUGAAUGGUGAAAAGAAGUUGGAGAAAUAUCCAUCACUAAAAGCUGAAUAUAUAACCUUCAUGCGAGAGUAUCGGGAACUGGGUCAUAUGGUGCAAGUACCGAUGGAGAUGAAAGGAAAAUAUUACUUACCGCAUCAAGCAGUGAUCAGAGAAGAUAGCCGAACAACGAAAGUGCGAGUGGUGUUUGAUGCAUCAGCGAAAACAUCGAAUCAAAGAAGUUUGAAUGACAUAAUGCACACUGGACCUAAACUUCAACGCGAUAUAAUUGAUAUAAUGUUGAAAUGGCGUUUAUGGAAGUAUGUAUUGACAGGAGACGUGGAAAAGAUGUAUCGGCAGAUUGUAGUGAGGCCAGAAGAUCAAGAAUAUCAAUACAUACUUUGGAGAGAGAACAGAGCGGAACCAAUAAAGCAAUAUCGUUUAACAACAGUAACAUAUGGCACAUCAGCGGCGCCGUUUCUGGCAGUAAGGUCACUAUUCAUGAUAGGUGAUUACUGCAAAGAGGAGAUGGUGAAAAAUAUUAUAAAAGAAGAUUUUAUAUGGAUGACCUCAUGA